AGAGGAGAGGGAAAAGGGUCCUUUUAACACUGUCGUUUUUCUCCCUCUCUCAUCCACUCUCCACGUGGCACUUCCACUCUCCAAAAUAUCCUAUAUAUAAUAAAAACCUCCCCACACAUUUCCACUACAGCUUCUCUCUCUUAGCCGCCGGCAUGAAGGUUCAAUCCUGGUUCUCAACCUGCUCCUCCUCCACAUGCGCCACCGCCACGGCCGCCAUCGAAACUCUUCCGUCUUCCGAAUCCGACACAACUCCGACCUCGUACUCGUCGAACUCCAGCAGUAACACAUGCAGUCCCAGCCUCCACAGCAACCUCUCUCUCCAAACUCUCCCCUCCGUACCUUCUCUCCAGGACCUCUCUCUAGACCUAAACCUCGCCGUCUCUCACCUCUCCCUCGCCUCCCUCAGCCCGCGUCAGCCGUCGAAUCUCCCGAUCACCUGCCUCGCCGUCCACGGUUGCCUCCUCUACGCUGCCUCCGCCCACGAAAUCAACGUCUACGAUCGAGCUGAGAGAUCAGAGAGCUCGCCCUCGUCCUCGUACUCGUCCUCGUCCCAUCUCGACGCCUUCAACGGCCGAGAUUGCUCCACGGGCUUCGUCAAGGCCGUCGCCUUCUGCGACGGCAAAGUGUUCACCGCCCACCAGGACUGCAGAAUCCGAGUAUGGCAAAUGACGUCAGGAAAACGUCACAAGCUUUUGACUAGUCUCCCCACCGUCAAAGACCGUUUGGGCCGUUUCGCUCUCCCCAAGAACUACGUCAACGUCCGCCGUCACAAGAAACGGCUCUGGAUCGAGCACGCCGACGCCGUCACCGGCCUCGCCGUUAAUAACGGUUUGAUCUAUUCGGUUUCUUGGGAUAAGAGCUUGAAGAUAUGGAGGGCUUCCGAUCUCCGUUGUCUUGAGUCCGUUAAAGCUCACGAGGACGCCGUUAACGCCGUGGCCGUUUCCGCCGACGGAACCGUUUACACCGGGUCUGCGGAUAAGCGGAUUCGGGUUUGGGCAAAACCGGCCGGCGAAAAGCGUCACGCGCUUAUUGCGACUCUGGAAAAGCACAAAUCGGCGGUUAAUGCUCUGGCCCUAAACGACGACGGAUCGGUGCUGUUUUCGGGUUCUUGUGACCGUUCGAUUUUGGUUUGGGAGAGAGAGGACAGUGCGAACCACAUGGCGGUGACCGGCGCGUUGAGGGGGCACGGAAAAGCCAUACUCUCUUUAUUCAACGUCUCUGAUUUGUUGUUGAGUGGGUCAGCUGAUCGGACGGUUAGGAUCUGGCGACGUGGGCAAGAAGGGGGGUACUGUUGUUUGGCUGUUUUGGAGGGUCACGCGAAGCCGGUCAAAUCGUUGGCAGCGGUAAGGGAUGGUGAUUCAAACGGCGUCGUAACGGUGUUUAGUGGGGGCUUGGAUGGGGAGGCUAAGGUGUGGAAGGUCUCAGUUUCGAGACUUCGCAAGUAAAGUUAAUUGGACAAAAUUGAUUUAUAAAUGUAAUAUUUUCAUGAAAAUAUACACAACCCCAUAGCUUCUUCGUGACUGUUGCAGGAUUUUUAUGCAUGAUUUUUUUAGAUAGAUGUCAAAAAAAAAAAAAA
Messenger RNA from Morus notabilis, 1576 nucleotides. Its product is annotated as protein JINGUBANG. The transcript has a single exon. NCBI's taxonomy places the organism in Eukaryota, Viridiplantae, Streptophyta, Magnoliopsida, Rosales, Moraceae. Gene Ontology annotation, molecular function: protein binding. Bases 153 to 1445 code for a protein of 430 amino acids. The record is from RefSeq and is a predicted model, not a curated record.